Micropterus salmoides (largemouth bass) is the source of this 2371-nucleotide messenger RNA. RefSeq names its product 5-hydroxytryptamine receptor 1A-alpha. The record is from RefSeq and is a predicted model, not a curated record. The transcript is spliced from 3 exons. NCBI's taxonomy places the organism in Eukaryota, Metazoa, Chordata, Actinopteri, Centrarchiformes, Centrarchidae. Gene Ontology annotation, cellular component: membrane. Gene Ontology annotation, biological process: G protein-coupled receptor signaling pathway. The coding region runs from base 232 to 1818 and encodes 528 amino acids. Gene Ontology annotation, molecular function: G protein-coupled receptor activity.
UUUGGGUAGAGAGUGCAUCAGCAAAGGGAGCUCUGAAGGGGUUAAAUAAGGUCGGCUACAGUAUGUGCUCGAGCAUCCUCCUCCCUCCCCUUAAAAGAGAAAAGGAGUUUGUUUCACCUGGAGACCGUCCUGCCAGAGGGGGAGCAGAUGGAGUACAUUUGAUCACACUUCUUUCUUUUCAACGCCUGUACGUGGUUCACCAUGUGAUGAUAGCAGUUAUCUGAGUGGGACAUGGAUGACCAGGAUGGCUCCUGGUGGUCUCUGCGGGCGGCGGCAGCGGUCAACUCCAGCAGUGGGGAGGCCGCAGAGCACAGUUUGUCCGAGCGGACCCAGCUGGUCUUGGAGAUCCUCAUGGUGCUUAUGUGUUUGGGCGCUGUGACAGGCAAUAUUCUUGUCAUUGUUAUUGUGGCUGCAACCAAGACUUUCCACUCGGUGACGUCAGUGCUGAUCAUGAACUUGGCCAUCAGUGACCUCCUGGUGGGCGUCGGAGUGAUGCCUUUUGUUGCUUUGUCCAUCAUGAACCGUGGAUGGGUGGAUUAUGCUGACCUCUGUUUGUACGUGGGUUACACCUCCUCUGUGUACUGUACAGCUUCUGUACUGACGUUAGCUGCUAUUGCCCUUGACCGCUACUACUCCAUCAUAGACUGCCUGCGCUACAGCUCCCGCUGCACCCUGUGCAGGACAUGUGGCGUGGUCCUGUGGAUCUGGCUGCAGGCUCUGACAACCAGUUGCCCUCCCCUGUUGGGCUGGAGCUCUGUCAGCUAUGUGGGUCCCAUGUACAGUUGUGCGGUCAACUGGGCCAGCAGUCCCAGCUACUCUGCUUUCAUGGCUGCCCUCUCCUACCUCAUACCAGCAGUGGUCAUCCUGUUCUGCUACGUGAACAUCGUCAAGGUGGCCCGCAGCCAUGCCAGGAGGAUUCAUACAUUGGAGGACUCCGUCCAGCGCAGCAGAAAUCCACACUCCGCCUUCCCUCCUUGUGAUUCAUCUCGCCAGCACUGUGAGAGCCUCCACAGCCCCUCAACACUGAUCUACCAUGUAAGUGGACAGUUUGUGUCUGAGGUCAGUAGAGAAGAGGGGGAUUAUAUUAGUCCUGCUCUCCCUGGUUCUGCUACGGAGCAGAAUAAUCCUUCAUCCAGACGUAUGUUCUCCUUUCUGGCUCAAAGCGCCUCCCAGCCACCCCUGCAGAACUCUCAGCAGCAGAAUAACCACCAGGGACUGGUGCGUCUCUUCCUGGUCAUCUCAGCCUUCUUCCUCUGCUGGACACCUUACAUAGGUGUGGCCCUGAUUCAGGCCACGGAGACUGCAAUUUCAGGCCAGUCCAACCUUGUCCCACCUUCUGCUGUUACUUUUUCGUACUGGCUGGUGUUGCUGAACUCUGACAUCAAUCCACUACUGUACGCUCUGCUUAGCAAGCGUUUCCAGGGCGCUCUUCAGGGACUGAGGCAAAAAAUAAGAGCACGCCUGGGGAGUGUGGUGGGCAGGGGAGAGGAAGAUGACGGCAGGAGCAGCGACCCUUGCACUCUGACCACCACCCAUCCUGGUCUGCCUUUCAGCUCUGAGACUCCUCACUCCUCCUCCAUUUUUACUGUUAGCGCUGAUUUCAAACGUCAUUCUGAGGAUCUAUGCAAAGUGUGUCGCCAUGAAAACACCUCCCCAUCCUGCUCCAUGUGGCAAGAUGCUGCUGGUGACGACUGCCUGCAGGUCCCCACUCGGCCACAAGACAGCAGCAGACUACCUUUCUCUGCUCUGACCAGUGAGCAUCAUGCCACUUUCUUCUAUGGCCAGAUAACAGUGAGAGUAGAGCAUGAUGUGUGUUAAUCUGAUUUCUGCAGAUGCUGUUGCAAAAAAUUCUUACCUGUGGCAUUCAGACUUGGACUGCAACUAACAGUGAUUUACAUUAUCAAUUAAUCUAUCGGUAAUUUUCUCAAUUCAUUGAUAAAUCAUUUGGUCCAUAAAAUGUCCAUCACAAUUUCCCAAAGCCCAUGACAUAUUCAUUGUUUGCUAGCUUGUUUUGUCAUUGCAGCUGUAAAAAAUAAUAAUAACAUGGCAUAUUCAAAUGUCUUGUGUUGUCCGACCAACAGUCCAGGAUAUUCAGUUUACAGUUUCUCACAAGUGAGAAGCUGAAACAAGGAAAUGUUUACAUUUUUCCUUGAAAUGUGAUGAUUAACGGAUUAUCAAAAUAGCUGCAGAUUUAAUUAAAUUAAUUGCCUGUGGCCCUUUCCAGUGAUCAGUAAUUGCAAACCACGGCACUGCAACACUGAGGAGAAAACAAAUGUGGACAAAUGUAUUGAGAAAAGUCUUUUAUAUAGUACAUGUGAUUACACUUCAAGAUACCCAACAGUAGAUCUAAUAAACCCAUCAUUUAUUCACA